AUGGACAAUCGUUGCAUUGUCGUUGGGACGCAUUGGCGUGGUGGGCUCAACUUCAACCUCAAGAUAGACAACCAAAACUGCCUCUCAAACGCCCUUACGAAAUCACUGGGUGCUACGCUGAAAGGCAAAGUGCAGCACCGUCCUUCUCGGUGUGGCAAAAAUGCCGAGAAGUUGUGGUCGAUUACGGCCCAGACGACGGGUAUCAAGAAGCGCAUGGUGGGAUGGGCGAAGAACAACGCUACACAAGAGAUGAUGCUUGCUCAGAGUGUUUUGGCUUGGACCAAUACGUUGCUAGCUUUAGCAAUGCUGCACCUAUCAGCCUCGAAAGUAUGGAGUACUUCGGUUGUUUUGUACCUAUAUAUGAGUUUUUGUGGUCAGAACGAAGCAAGCGGUCUGCAGACGCACAGCAUGCAGAGCAAGUGGAAGAUUGGCACGUGCGGCAUUACUAUUGACGGCGUGGAGACCAAGGUGGCGCCAGGCACGGACGACUUUAGCUUCAGCGGUCGCAACAUCACGAUAGGCUACCUGAAGGUGAACAGCAGACGAAAUGAAAGUUUUGACGAUGACGGCUGGGCUACACUCGGGUGA
Molecule: messenger RNA, 588 nt
Organism: Peronospora belbahrii
Lineage: Eukaryota; Oomycota; Peronosporomycetes; Peronosporales; Peronosporaceae
Source: the annotation of a GenBank genome assembly